Messenger RNA from Sus scrofa (pig), 951 nucleotides. Its product is annotated as olfactory receptor 11L1-like. Gene Ontology annotation, molecular function: G protein-coupled receptor activity; olfactory receptor activity. NCBI's taxonomy places the organism in Eukaryota, Metazoa, Chordata, Mammalia, Artiodactyla, Suidae. Gene Ontology annotation, cellular component: membrane. Gene Ontology annotation, biological process: G protein-coupled receptor signaling pathway. The record is from RefSeq and is a predicted model, not a curated record.
AUGAAUGCUGCAAAUCAAACCACAGUGACAGAGUUUAUUUUCCUGGGUUUUUCUGGUUGUCUGUAUCUUCGGCUUACAUUAUUUGUAAUGUUUCUCACUGUAUAUCUUCUUUCCCUUAUGGGAAAUUCUCUCAUCAUUUUCAUGGUUUUGAUGAAUUCCACACUCCAAACACCCAUGUACAUUUUCUUAGGAAAUCUGUCCUUCUUAGAGAUCUGGUACACCACAGCCACAGUGCCUAAAUUGCUGGCUACCUGUCUCUCACAUGUUGUUAUGAUCUCUGUUUCUGGUUGUAUAACUCAGUACUACUUUUUUUUCUCCAUGGGGGCUACAGAAUGCAUUCUCUUGGCUGUGAUGGCCUAUGACCGAUACCUGGCCAUAUGCAGCCCUCUCAGAUACUCAUUCCUCAUGAAUUUUCAGGUGUGUCUGCGGUUUUCAGCUGGAUCUUGGGUUGGGGGUUUCAUUGCCCCCCUCCUACCUACUAUACUCAUCUCUUAUUUAAAUUUUUGUGGACCCCAGAAGAUCAAUCAUUUCUUUUGUGACUCAGACCCAAUUUUUAAACUCUCCUGCUCAGAUACAUUCUUGGUGGAAGCCUUGGGCUACACAUGUAGCUCUAUUGUGAUUCUAAGUUCUUUUCUCCUCACUAUGUCUUCCUAUGGACACAUUGUGGUCACAAUAAUCAGGUUGUCUUCCAGGGAGGCUCGGAAGAAAACUUUCUCCACUUGUGCCUCCCACCUCACUGUGGUCACCAUCUAUUAUGGCACCAUCAUCUUUGCCUAUGUUCGUCCCCCAGCCAAGUACAAUUUUACCAUUGGUAAAGUGAUCUCAGUGUUCUACUGUGUGGUCACUCCAUUGAUAAAUCCACUUGUAUAUACCCUACGAAACAAAGAUGUGAAGAAAGCUCUCAGAAAAAUUCUAGCACAAAAGAGACUUCUCUUGUCCAGAAAAAUGUAG